AUGACCAGCCCCUGUGCGAGUUACUAUGGCUCUGCCAAGUGCCGCAAUAGUGUCCCGAUAUUUGGUGCCCGGUGCGAUUUCUGUUUGACCGCAGGUGCUGGGAUGCCUAUGAACAACUUGCUGCCUCACCCCUCGACUCCAUUCAGCGAAUAUGCAAACCCCAUGAAUGAGAACGUACAGACCAAUAAGGCAGCUGCUAGUAAGGAGGGUAUGGCAUACUGGAAGAGAGCCUAUGCUGCUCCUUGGUCCGUUCAGAAACUUGUUUAUCCGGAUGAAUUGGGGAUUCUGAGACAACAAUGA
Messenger RNA from Fusarium redolens, 300 nucleotides. RefSeq lists its product as uncharacterized. Lineage: Eukaryota; Fungi; Ascomycota; Sordariomycetes; Hypocreales; Nectriaceae. The transcript is spliced from 3 exons. Bases 1 to 300 code for a protein of 99 amino acids. The record is from RefSeq and is a predicted model, not a curated record.